Tripterygium wilfordii is the source of this 2845-nucleotide messenger RNA. Its product is annotated as factor of DNA methylation 1-like. The record is from RefSeq and is a predicted model, not a curated record. Gene Ontology annotation, biological process: gene silencing by siRNA-directed DNA methylation. The transcript is spliced from 7 exons. Lineage: Eukaryota; Viridiplantae; Streptophyta; Magnoliopsida; Celastrales; Celastraceae. Bases 19 to 2373 code for a protein of 784 amino acids.
CUACACAACAGAAUCAAAAUGACCAAGAGAAAUGGUAAGUCACUAGCGAUCCUCCUAUCAUCCAGAAAGCAGAGGCAGUUCCGGUCCAAUCUUAGCGCAAUCGGAAAUCUGAUUAAAAGCUUAAAUCUAAAAGAGCAACAUAAACUGCAACUUCAGAAAACACCUUUCUGGCAUUUGCUCAGUCAGUUCAAAGGAAAGCAGCUUCAAGUCAAGAAAAGAAGAUCUGAUGAUGCAAUCGUGGAUUUAAUAAGCAUGUAUGAUGAAAGGCAGAAUGGAUUCAUGUUGGCAGGAAAGGUGGAACUCUCUGAAAAUGACAUUACACUUAUUUUUGGUGUGACGUCGGGAGACACAGAGAUUUCCAUUGGAAGAAAGACCAAGCCAACAGAUUCGGUUUUCGUCUCGAGGAGAUUCAGAGACGUAAAAAUUCUGAGCUCAUCCAACAUCAAGAGUGCACUGCAAGAAGUAAUUGCAAGUGAAGAUGUUGAUGAUGCAGAAGACGUCGCACGUUUGCUGAUGAUGUAUGUUUGCUUGACCCUAUUCUUCUCAACAAGUGGGGAUGCCCUUCCAUGGGCAUUUAUUCAUUAUAUUGAAGACUUGGAAGAAGUUAAAAACUACAAUUGGUCAAGAGCCAUAAAAAACAAUUUGAUGGACUCGAUCAAGAAAUAUGUGAGAACUGCUGUCAGUGUGACAGGUUGUGUGAUUGUGUUAUUGUAUUGGUUCUGUGAACACACUAAUGUGUUCAGCCCUGUUGACGAUGAAAAGUUCCCAAGAUUCCUGAAAUGGGACCUUCAAAAUUGGUCGAAGAACUUCAAGGACCAAUACAUCUCGACACUCACAGCAGAUAAGGUUUUUGAAGGUGACCUCAUCCACACUAAUGAGGAGACACAAGUACUUCGAGAGAGUCGAGAAACAUUUGAGGUCUUUCAUAUAAUUGAGGGAAAUGAAGAAUUGGCUGGGUCAUCAAAGAAGAGUAUUUAUGCCACUGGUACUGACGAGAGCACACCAAGCAUCAGUUCAGUUCCAAGUGACACUGGCGAUUCAACUACUCGUGUCUCAGUCAGCAAUGAUGAAGAAAUCAAGCUCCGUAAUACUGAAGAGAGCACACCCACUUCCAUUGAUGAUAUUGAACAACCAGAGACAACGCAUCAAGACGAGUUUGCGGAUUCUGAAAUAAUGAAAGAAGAUUUGGAGAAAGCCCGAGACAAAGUGCUUAUAGUUGAGCAGGAAAAGGAGGCAAUGAAUCUUGAAUUGCAGAAGCUUAAAGCUGAAAAUGUGCAACUCGUUGCACAGCUUGAAGAAAAAGUUGAUCAACUGGCAAAGUCUAGCCAAUUAAAUAUAAACCUUCAAAAUAAGUUGGAAGGUUUUGAAGCAGCAGUCAAAACAACAAAGCAAGAAGACAAUCUUCAAAGAAUGAUGGUUGCUCUGGAGAAAAUUUGUGAAAGAGUCAAUCUUGAAAAUGAUGAACUAAAGAAGGAGGUGGCUGACAAGAAGCAAAAAAUAAAGAUGUUGAAAGCAAGUCUCUCUGAGACAAAGAAGACAAAUAAUGACCUGUUCGAUCAAGGUAAGAACAGUUCACCUCAGUUGGCAACCAUGCAGCAGAGAAGGGCUGAUGAGAAUGUCGCAAGACUUGUUGAAGAGCAGAAGAAAGAGAAAGAAGAGGCGCUCGAAAAGAUACUUCAGUUGGAAAAGCAGCUGGAUGCUAAACAGGAGUUGGAAAAGGAAAUUCAAGAGCUAAAAAGGUUACUGGUGAUGAAGUGCCUUGGUCAAGAUGAUGUUGCCGUUCAAGAUAAGAUGAAAAAGAUGAAUAAAGAUUUGGAGAAGAAAGCUGACAAACUCGAUGAUAUGGAAGAUCGGUACAACAUUCUAGUGUUAAAAGAGCGCCAGAGCAAUGAUGAGCUCCAAGAAGCUCGUCGAGAGCUAAUAUCGGGUUGGAGCGAGCUGUUGAGGACACACACUACUCACAUUGGAAUAAAGAGAAUGGGAGAAAUUGAUUCAAAGCCGUUUCAGAACAAGUGCAAGGAGAGAUUUUCUCCUGACGAAGCAUUGGUGCAGGCAGCCAUCAUUUGCUCUUUGUGGCAGGAAAAGUUGCUGGAUCUGGGAUGGCAUCCAUUCAAAAUAAUAACUAGGGGAAAUUUUUUACAGGAAAUAAUAGAUGAAGAGGAUGAAAAGCUACAGAGUCUCAAGGAGGAGUGGGGAUCUGAAAUCUACAUGGCAGUUGUAACUGCUUUGAAGGAACUAAAUGAGUAUAAUCCAAACGGGAGAUAUGUGAUUUCUGAGUUCUGGAGCUACAAGGAAGGAAGAAAAGCCUCAUUGAAGGAGGUCAUCAGUUACAUCUUGGAAGAUAUCAAGUCACUCAAGCGCAAGAGGACUUGAAGGUGCUGCAGAAAGACGAGAUCAAGUUUGAAGAGAACGCGGAGCGACCUUUUUAGUGUAGUAUUCAUGACCUUAAUUCCUUGAAACUGUACCUAAUGCUGCUAGAUAGAUUCAUGUGAUUAUAGCUAGAAAGGUAGGGUGUUUUUCUUUUUUUAUGCCAUGGAGUUACUUAUAUACCUUGUUAAUUCUGGUGUCACUCUCAUUGUUUUCAGUAGUUGAGAAGUCAUUUCCAACUCUUAUUUCGAAUUAGUCAGAUCAGCAUCAACUGGGAUGAAAUGGGACGAGUUACGGUCACCGACGAAGACUAUUCAUGAUUUUGGAUAUUCCAAGGGCUUUCUUGCUCCAAACUCUGGGAGAAAAGUUACCACCAUAGCUCCCCCAUGUUGGUUUGGAUCCCUAGACGAAGUUGUCAUCUCAAAUAAAGGGUUCUUCCCAUAGACUAGUAACUGAAGUAUUUGCAACAGAGAGCCCC